Molecule: messenger RNA, 726 nt
Organism: Dictyostelium purpureum
Lineage: Eukaryota; Evosea; Eumycetozoa; Dictyosteliales; Dictyosteliaceae
Exons: 2
Coding region: 1-726 (241 amino acids)
Source: RefSeq, a predicted model, not a curated record
AUGUCGACAUAUAGAAGACCUGGAACUCAAGUUGGGCCAACAGGUUCAUCAACACCAACAACUACAAGUACUGCACCAGCUUAUAAAUCCCCAUCAUCAUAUAAAACAACAACAACAUCAUAUUCAUCAUCAUACUCAUCACCACCACCAUCAGCACCACCACCAUCACAUGCAGGUUAUUAUCCACCACCAGCUCAUGGAAGCUACGCACCACCACCAGCUCAUGGAGGUUAUGCACCACCACCAGCUCAUGGAGGCUAUUAUGCACCACCACCACCAUCACAAACAUAUCAUCCUCAACCUUUACCACCUCAACAAUUUGCUGCACCUCCUCCACCCCCAUCAUCAUCUCAUAAAACCUAUACAACCAAUACAUCUUCAUGUUUGCAUGGUCCUGGUUGCAAACAUAACCAUAAAAUAGAUAAGCAUAAAGAACACAAAGAACAUAAGGAACACAAAGAACACAAAGAGCAUAAAAAAGAAAAGAAAAAAGAUUUUUUAGAUCGUUGGGUAGAUGAUUUUAGAAAUGAAGUUCGUGGAUCAGGCGGAAGUGGAAGCAAACCUAAAGAAAGUCAUUCACACUCACACUCACACUCAUCCUCAUCUCAUUCUCAUUCAUUAGAUAAACAUCACGGUCAUCAUCACAAAAAUUUUUGUUCACAUUGCGGUCAUAAAGUUGUAUGUCAUGACUCUAAAUUUUGCUCUGGUUGCGGUAAACAUUUAUAA